This is a messenger RNA of Durusdinium trenchii, 1455 nucleotides long. Lineage: Eukaryota; Dinophyceae; Suessiales; Symbiodiniaceae. The record is from the annotation of a GenBank genome assembly.
AUGUCCAAUGAUGGCUGGUCUUCUUGUCAAGAGCUACAGGAGUUAUCCCAAAUUGUGAGUCCUGAAGCCAAGUCUCAGUUUGACUCAUGGGUUCAAUGGUGCCCUGAUCCAUGUGAUAUUGCCCGAACAAGCUUUGAAUUUGUGACCUCUUUGCUUGGACAAAGAGCUAGCAGCUAUGCCAAACACUUGACGCCUCCCUACUGCUAUGCCGGCAUGCUCUCAGAUGACCCUCACAUGGAAGUGAGGAGAAUGAAACGUGAUUGGCAAGCACUUGUGCAGCUGGAAACCAGCACUGCAGAGCAGGCUUCUCAAUUGGCUAAAGAUCUCAGGAUCACUUUGCCCAGUCCAAUGCGUUUGGUCAUGUUGACAUUUGAAUCUGUGGGAUGGCAAGUUGAUGACCCACGUGCUUCAGGAGCCAUUCGAAUGUUGGGGUGCAUGUUGAAGCGCCUUCCUGAUUCUAAGCUGAUUGAAGACUACCAUCAGAGGCUGAAAGCCAAACAGCGUUAUGGUGCUCAUCAUCAAAAGAGGCGCUUGUCAUCAUUCCAACACAUUCAGAAUUUCUCAGAUGAAUUGCUUGCUGCCCGUGAUGUUGUUCACGCAACAAUGACUGAAGGGAUCUUCAGAACCAAAUACCGCCAGACCAACAGCAAGAGCUUUAGUGAGGCCAAGCACAUGAACUCAAGGAGGCACAAGCUUGCCAAAGACUUCCAGGCCAUCAUGAGUCCCAAUCGUGAUUGGUCUACAUUGACGGCUGCUUUGCUGAAUGUUCUAUGCCAGGAAGGCUUGGUCAUCAAGAAGAUUGGAACUGAAGUCCCGGUUUUGGUGCUGGCCCAACACUGCUGGGCCACUUUGACAUGGCCAUUGGCGAUGGGGCAUCAGACUGGUUGUGGGGAGCAGCACUUCUCUUUGGUACCAGAUGGAGCAGUCCAGUGGCUUUAUUGUUAUAACCCAGAGGACUACCUUGUGUUGCCUGUCAAGGCUCGUUGGGGAGACCAAGGUAUCUUCAUUGCUACAGCUGGAACGGAACAGCCCUUGCUGACUUACGCCCUCCUUUACUUGCAAGACCGCUUCACACUCAGCAAUCUUCACUCAGUUGGCCAGAUUCUUGGAGUUAUUGAACCUGGGAAGAAGCCAACAAAAAAGAAGACACUGGAAGCAUUGGCUACACAUGUGGGAGAUUGCAACUUCAUCGAACAAGUUCUUCAUCGGGCUGAGUGUGGCAAGCAGAAGGAGGACCAUAUCGCGUUUGAAGGUGAAGCAGACAUGCUGAGCUGUUUGUUAGAGCAGUUGGAUAAGGACGAGCAGGAAGAGUACAAGAGUCUGAAAAAGAAGUCAACUGAAGAGAUCAAUUACCGUCAGCAAGAGAAGUGGAGGCAGUGGCACAAGGAGAAGAUUCGUGAGAAGAAGGACAGAAGCUUCAAGUUGUCUUUGAACUGUGGUUUCAAAAUCUGUUAG